Sphaerodactylus townsendi is the source of this 1987-nucleotide messenger RNA. Its product is annotated as rho GTPase-activating protein 24-like. The record is from RefSeq and is a predicted model, not a curated record. Bases 233 to 775 code for a protein of 180 amino acids. The transcript is spliced from 2 exons. NCBI's taxonomy places the organism in Eukaryota, Metazoa, Chordata, Lepidosauria, Squamata, Sphaerodactylidae.
GGACGUGUGAAGCAGAGCAACUCAAGGCAUUUCCCAUUCCAUAUCAGAAGCAGACUCUAGGGCUGAAACAAGAUCCAGGCUCCAAUAAAAUGGACUACAUCCAGGCAUUUGAGAAGCUUCAGACAGCUGCAGCUAGGAUGAGAAGUCUCAUAGUACAGCUUUAAACAAGAAAAUGUUGUCUAAAAUCUAAGCCAGCUCUUACCUAGAACCGAGUUGAACAAGCCUCAAGGACAUGAACAACAUUGCUGACAUCUCUCGGAAGAGCUGCCCAGACAGCUCAAUGCUUGAAGGAAAUCCAGUUUCAAGGCUUUGUAUCAGACCUGGCUGUGUGGAAGAGUUUGAAGAAAUUAAGAAGCCCACCUCAAGUACUGCGGGGGUUCAAGCCAGCUUGGAACAAUGCCAGGUGAGCAACUGCAGUGAAGCUCCUCUCUCCAGCAACGACACCCCCACAAGUCAAAGUUCCCUGCAGUGCCACUUUGUCAGUCUAAAGCAGCAGAUGGCCAGGCAGAAGGCAGAGUAUGAAGCUAAGAUUACAAGCUUGGAGCAGCAGAACAAAGAACUGCAGUUAGAGAUUAAGGAUCUGCAUUCAAAACUGGGUCAGCAACGGAAGUGGUAUCAUUUGGUAGAGAUUAAAAUACGCAAUGCAGAAAGGGCUCGGGAAGAUGCGGAGAGAAGAAAUGCAACUCUUCAGAGGGAAAUGGAACAGUUUUUUGAUACUUUUGGAGAAUUAACAAAAGAACUGAAGGCUCCAGAGCAAAAUGCUCAGAGUUUUUAGAAACAGGCCUCCAUCUCAAUAGAAGAAAUCUGUUCUAUAACUCUUCCAAUCUAUAUGCAAAGGUGAAUUUUUCCUCCAAAUAUUAACAUUUUGACCCUUUCUCUUGCUUACAUUUUUAAAUACAUUAAAUACUUAAAUACUCUGUCAAAGAGUGCAACAUGCAGUUGCUUAGUCUGCAUUCUUACUGUAGAGUCAAACUGCAGAAAUGUGGAUUUUUAACACUAAAAGUAACAUGGAAAAAAGAACAGGGGAGACUUGGUAUUAAGGAAGAAUUAGAAUGUUGAGGAACAUUUUGAGGUACAUUUUGGAAAUUUGGAAUGUUGAGGUACAUUUUGGAAAAGUGCAAGGGGGUUGUGUAUCUUCAAAGGAAGGCUAGGAAGAAAAGGAUAGAGAAAAGAUGCUAGGGAAGAAAUGUCAUAUUUGGGGGAGGAAUGCUUUGGUUUCUGCAAUGCUGCUGAUAGGAUUUCUUUUUUGGAGAAACUCCUUUGCUACAAAAUAGGCUAUAUUAAUGAUUGCUUUUUGUGCAGACCCUAUGUAACAAUCCCACUCCCCAUACAAACUCUGGAGCCCUGUCAGGAUACCAUGGCAUUACUUCACACUGCACAUUUUAAAGCUUCAAGCAGAAUGGCUUAAGGUCAUGCUGCAUAAAAAUGAAGGUCUGUUUUCUGCCUCUACAUUGAAGUUAUGGAAAUUGUGCUGUAUGACACACAAAGCCACUAUUAUGAAAGAAACCACUCAGGGAACAGUUUGCUGCACUUUGAGGGCAGGGGGUCUGGAUGAAAUCCAGAUGUACUGACUUAUUUGUUGUGGAUGACCCCCCUCCCCCCAAUAAGGCCCAUCUUGCACUGAGAACUCUGGAAACUAAAAACUCUGACUUUCUACAGUCAAUGUGACUUUCACAGUUCAAAAUCUGAAAAAAAAAAUAAUACAGGGCAAGUGAUCAAAGAUUUUCCUUCUAAUGGAGUGCAAGUGUAAGCUUCAGUUGGGUCCUCAAGCUUGAAUCCUGGAAAGCAUACUAAGAUUGCAACAGCUUAUCCUUGGGUUACUGGGAAGGACUGUAAUUCUCUAUUAAGUUAGAAGUGCAAUUUUUUGUUGUUUUCUGAAAUGAAUUCAUGCUUCUCACUUAUGACUGACUUGGCUAGAUGUCCAUGCUGUGUGCUGUAAUGCAGACCAUCCAAAGAAACUGGAGAAAUAAAAAAAAGAUUAAUCUGC